Messenger RNA from Notechis scutatus (mainland tiger snake), 790 nucleotides. The record is from RefSeq and is a predicted model, not a curated record. NCBI's taxonomy places the organism in Eukaryota, Metazoa, Chordata, Lepidosauria, Squamata, Elapidae.
GUUUAUUCCAGAAAGCCAUUGCUCAGAGCGGCACCGCCAUCUCCAGUUGGUCCGUCAACUAUCAGCCACUCAAGUACACCCAGAUGUUGGCCUCCAAGGUUGGCUGCGACCACCUGGACACUGGGAGUACGGUGGAAUGCCUACGGCAGAAACCUUACCGGGAGCUGGUGGACCAGGACAUCCAGCCUGCCCGCUACCACAUCGCUUUCGGCCCCGUGGUGGAUGGCGAUGUGGUCCCCGACGACCCGGAGAUCCUGAUGCAGCAAGGCGAGUUCCUCAAUUACGACAUCCUGAUCGGGGUCAACCAAGGGGAGGGCUUGAAGUUCGUGGAGGACUCCAUGGAGAAUGAGGAUGGCAUCUCGGCCAGCUACUUCGACUUCACCAUCUCCAACUUCGUGGACAACCUGUACGGGUACCCGGAGGGCAAGGACAUCUUGCGGGAGACCAUCAAGUUCAUGUACACUGACUGGGCCGAUCGCGACAAUGGCGAGAUGCGCCGCAAGACCCUGCUGGCGCUUUUCACUGACCACCAGUGGGUGGCGCCUACCGUGGCCACCGCCAAGCUCCAUGCUGAGUACCAGUCUCCCGUCUACUUCUACACCUUCUACCAUCACUGCCAGACGGAUACGCGGCCCGAGUGGGCCGAUGCGGCCCACGGGGACGAGAUCCCCUACGUUUUCGGUGUGCCCAUGCUCGGGGCCAUGGACCUCUUCCCUUGCAACUUCUCCAAGAACGACGUAAUGUUGAGUGCUGUGGUUAUGACCUACUGGACCAAUUUUGCGAAGACAGG